CAUGCCAUUAUAAAAGUUUCAAGCAAGCUAAAAGGAAAAUCUUUCUGGCUAUAGCUGAAGUUAAAUGAGUCACAAACAAAACGAAAUACAGUGCUCAAAUGAAAUUGUUUUAUUGACUACAAUUCACCAGCUACAAAAAGUGAAUAAAUAACAACAACAAAAGGAAAAAAAAAAAGUAAACACUUGAGAAUGACUGAAGAAUUACAAGGCGCCACAGCAGAGCCUGUACAGGCUGAUAAAGCCCCACAGUGGCUACAAGCAUUACUGGAUAACCAAAAUCAGCAAACAAAACAACUGCAAAUGAUGCUGGCCCCCGUCCUAACACACAUAAGUGGAAAUCCAGUUACACAUCAAGCAUUACCCCCUUUUGCUGCUCCCACUGUAGAUGGGGAAGAUAGUGCACAACACUCCACAUUGCACAGUCUUGUAGCUGAGCCAGGUAAUGUUCCCUCUGCCCCUUGGGGAAUGUCAGCAAGACCAAGCAGCCAUACUAGUGGUCCUUUUGCAUCCGAGCUGAAUGUCAUUAACCAGCGGGCUCGCAGCUCUGGUCCGCCUAGGCUUAAUCUUAACUCUGAACCUGUUGUUAGACGUAGAAAUGGCGGAAACUCAGAGCGUGAAGGCCAACACACAUUUCCUUACCAAGACGGCCAAAGACUGAACAGCUUAGCUCGCAGUGGCCAACAGUUUAUGCAAGAUGUGCACAGGCCUAAACUUGCCAUAUAUGACGGUAAAGAAGACUGGGAUGCCUUUUUGUUACCUUUCGAGUGCCUGGCCAGGAAAUAUGGAUGGACUGCUCCUGAGAGAGUAGAUAGGCUGUUAGAAUGCCUAAGAGGCGCUGCAAUUACAGUAGGUAUGUCUGCUCACUGCCAGAGCGUAUAAGAGAGGAUUAUGUACUGCUAGUAGAGCAACUUACACAGCGGUUUGGACUAAAAGAUCCCCCCACUACAGUAAGGAGAAAAUUAGGCGAGCUUCGGCAAGGUAAAGAGACAACAGCUGAAUUUGCAGAAGAAGUGCGCCGUCUUGUCACAUUUGCAUACCCAGGAGUAGACCUCCAACUACAAGAUCAGCUCGCAACAGAUGCCUUCCUGAAAGGUUUACGAAAUCAAAAAGUGGCCUAUGAAGUUAUGAACCGGGACCCAAGCUCCCUAGCGGAGGCACAGAAGAGCGUAGAAGCCCAUGAACAUAACUUUAAAGUGACUGUGGGUCGUGACACUGAAAUUAAAAAUAGAACAAGGCGCAUUUCGUGGGCUGAUGAAGAUUUUGCUGCCAGUGAAGAUUGCACUGCCUCUUCACGUAGAGUACAGACUCCUCAGUAUGUGACCACUGAUCAGUUUACUGCACUGAAAGAUGAAAUUAAGACUCUCACAAAGAUAAUAGAAAAGUUGCAGUUGCAGUUGGGAAGUCUGCAGUCUACACACGCUGUGCACCAGCGAGCAAAAUCCCCAGUGCAAUCUCACAUAGUAGCUCAGCAGCAUGUGCAGUCAGACCGAACACGCUCUCGGUCACCAAGCCCAAGUCGUGGGGCACCUGCUACAUGUUUCCUGUGUGGCGAACAGGGACAUUUCAGGAGGGACUGCACAAAGUCGCUAAGCCCAGCGCCUGCUCACAACCAUGGUGAAAACCACCUAGGCAAUCAUGUGCAGUCCAACAGCACAUAUGAGCUAAAACUGAGCUGUGCUAAAAGCAAAGGUGAGAGUCUGCAGAUUCCCAUAACUGUAAAUGGCAUUCCAACUGAGGCUGUGGUGGAUACAGGAGCUCAGACAACCGUAAUAUCAGAGGCGCUGUACCAGAACUGUUCAGAAGAGCAGCCCACAAGCCUCUGUAAAACCUACCUUCUGAAUGCAGGUGUUGGAGAAGGCAUGAAAGCAAAACAGGGCCUGCCUGUGACAUUUAAAAUCGCAUCCAAAACAAUAAACUGGGCUGUACAUGUAGCUCCCAUACGUGACUCAGUUCUCCUUGGCCUGGACCUGAUGAAGGCUCACGACGUCGUCAUACACGCCCGCGGCAAAGUUUUCAUUGGGAAUGAACUUGUGCCUUCAAAAAUAGUGGGAGGAGAUGGAGCAGACUACAGUGUCGCUAGGGUGCUCUUGAGAGAGGCCACCACUAUACCACCCACUUCAGAAUGCGUGGUGUGGGGAGAAGUCGAGAACCCCAAGCCUGGUGUGCCAGCAGUGCUAGAGCCCUUGAACAUCACAGAAGCCGUUGCAUCUGGAAGUGUGGCUACCACAAUGGAGAAGCAAGUGCCAGUCAGACUAUGCAACUUCUCAACCAGCAAAGCAGCCCUGUUGAAAGGUGUGUGCCUUGGGCUUUUGGUGGAGGCCUAUCCCGAGAAACCGAAAAGCCUGUGGGUGAAGAGAGCAGCGACUGAUGGCAAGAGUGAGCUGGAGAACGUGUCACCACUGGUGAUUGGAAGAGUGGCAACGCUUGCUGACCUGCCUGAGCAUCUCCAUUGCCUGGUGGAGGCCACGAGUGAAACUCUCAAUGAAGAGCAACAACAACACUUCCUCCAGUUGCUGUUAACUUACCAGUCCCUCUUCGCUAAAGGUGACUCCUACCUGGGUUACCUCUCCGCUGUCACACACAAGAUCGACACGGGGCUAGCCAAGCCUGUGCGGCAACCAGUGAGAAGAACACCGCUUGGAUUUCAAGGCGAAGAAGAAACCCAUCUCCAAGACAUGCUGAGAGCAGGUGUCAUCACGCCAUCAUCGUCAGAGUGGGCCUCUCCAGUCGUUCUAGUUCGAAAGAAAGAUGGAGGAGUGCGAUGGUGUGUGGAUUACCGUAGCCUGAAUAGCCUGACGAUCAAAGACGCGUACCCCCUUCCCAAGAUAGAGUGCCUUGAUGUUCUUGGCAGAGCUUCUCUAUUCUCCACGCUUGACCUGCAAUCAGGCUAUUGGCAAAUAGCAGUGGAUAGCAAGGACCGUGAGAAGACGGCAUUUAUCACCAAAUGGGGCCUCUAUGAGUACACACGCAUGCCCUUCGGGCUUUGCAACGCUCCGAGUACUUUUCAGAGGGCGAUGGAGCUCGUCCUCAGGGGGUUGCAAUGGGAGACGUUGCUUAUUUACCUAGAUGACGUUAUAGUCCUGGGUAGGAAUGUGGGAGAGAGCCUCAACCGUCUUGCUCAAGUCUUUGAACGCCUGCACGAAUAUGGCCUGAAGUUGAAGCCUUCGAAAUGCCACCUGCUUCAAGAGGAGGUUCUCUUCCUGGGCCAUAUCGUGAGCGGAGAUGGAAUCUGCCCAAAUCCAGCGCUGGUCAGAGAUGUACAGCUUUGGGAGCCUCCCAGCAACAUUCAAGAGCUGCAAGCUUUUCUCGGAUUAUGUAACUACUACCGUAAAUUUGUCCCAUCUUUCGCCGAGAUUGCAAGUCCUCUCCACAACCUGCUAAAGAAAGGAGCUGUGUUUCAGUGGACUGAAGCCCAUGAAGAGGCUUUCACACAGCUCAAAGAGAGAUUGACAGCUGCUCCAGUCUUGGGGUACCCCACAGCCGAAGGUCAGUUCAUUCUCGAUACUGACGCAUCCAGCCAUAGUGUUGGAGCUGUUCUGUCACAACUCCAGUGGGGGGAGGAGCGAGUACUGACAUAUGCCAGCAGUCACCUCACACCAGCUCAGCAGAGGUAUUGCGUCACCAGACGUGAACUGCUUGCUGUGGUGCGCUUUACCCGUCAGUUCCGUCACUACCUCCUGGGAAGAAAGUUCCUGCUGCGAACAGAUCAUGGCAGCCUCACCUGGCUCUUUCGUUUCAAGUAUCUUGAAGGUCAGCUGGCCCGGUGGCUGGAAGAGUUGUGCCAAUAUGACUUCCGCAUAGAGCACAGAGCAGGUGUCAAACAUUCAAACGCUGAUGCCAUGUCAAGGCAAGGCACUGGAGAUCUGGACAAAUGUGACUGCUACCAAGCUGGGAAGUACCUGUCUGAGUUGCCAUGCCAAGGUUGUAAGUACUGCCAGAGACUUCACGAGCAGUGGGCCAGGUUCGAAGAAGAUGUUGAUGACGUUGUACCACUGGCAGUGAGAUACCUGGAGCCCAGCAAUGAGACCAACAGUGCUGAUGAUCACCGGGAGCAAACAGAACAGACAACAGUACCCCAACCGGCCACCCCAGUAGUCAACUGGUUGCAGUCUGUCAGCACUGACCAACUUGUCCAACUCCAGAAAGCUGACCCUGUCCUCUCCAUCCUACAUCAGUGGAAGGACUCGGGUACACUUCCUACUAAAGAUCAAGCGAUGCUCGAGAGCCCUGCAGUGAGAAAGUUCUGGCUGUGUUGGCCUCAGAUCGUCAGACAUCAAGGCGUCCUCUUCUAUUGCUGGGAGAGAGAAGGCACCCAAGAUCCAACAUUGCUGUUGCUCGUGCCAUCAGCCAUGCAACAGGAGGUUCUACAGGCUUGCCACAACCCGCCCCACUCCGGUCACCUGGGAGAAGCAAAGACACUGGAACGUCUGCGCCAAGGCUAUCAGAUACCAGAUGUUCAUCUGUUCGUGAAAAAGUGUCAGCACUGCAACGAAUGCAAAGCUGCUGGACCGCUCAAGAGGGCCCAGUUGCAAAGUUAUCAAGCUGGCGCUCCUCUAGACCGUCUCCACUUAGACAUCCUUGGACCGUUUCCUGUAUCCAGCUCAGGGAACAAAUACAUCCUCGUCAUAAUUGACCAGUUUACUAGGUGGGUCGAAGCCUUCGCUGUUCCUGACCAGGGGGCCGAAACAACAGCCAAGAAGCUUGUGUACGAAUUCAUCGCUCGUUUUGGCUCUCCUCUUGAGUUGCACACAGACCAAGGUCGUAAUUUCGAGAGCUGCCUGUUCCAGAGUGUCUGCAGGCUCUUGCAGAUCACAAAGACCAGAACGACCCCCUACCACCCUGCUUCUAAUGGGCAGGUGGAACGGUUCAAUAGGACUCUGCUUCAAAUGAUCAGGUGCUAUGUGGACAAAAAUCAGAAAAACUGGGACGAACACCUGCCACUACUCACCUCCGCCUACCGCAGCUCCCGCCAUGGAGUCACAGGCUUCACGCCCAACCAACUCAUGCUUGGCCGGGAGGUCCACCAACCCCACGAUCUUCAGUCUGGAACUGCGGAGCUCAAGUCUGAUCGAAUGGAAGUAGCUGAUUACCUCUGCAACCUCAGAGAAGGCCUUGAAGAGGCCCAACACACAGCGCGAGAACAUCUUCGUGCUGCACAAGAACGCCAGAAGAAGACAUACAACGUGCGAGCACAAGAACAGUCUUACAGCGUCGGAGACCUGGUGUACAUGAAGGAUGACACAAAAAAGAAAGGACUAAGCCCUAAGCUCCAGGCGCCAUGGAAAGGGCCCUUCAUCGUCUCAGCUCGCCGUGGCCCAGUCAUCUAUGAGAUUCAAGGUGCUAAGCGCAGCAAGAUAAUGCAUCACGACCGACUCAAGCCGUACGCCAGUGAAGUGGUUCCGGCCUGGGUGGGUCGUCAGAGGAGCCACGUGCUACAGCAACGCCAGGACUCCGCAGACCCAUCACCCAAAGAGGAUGCCCCACUGGUGACGGACAUGCUACUGCAGAGCGGCGUGGACGACGCAUCGGCAGAACCAGAUCCCCAACAACCUGAACCUGCAGAACCCGAUAUCCAAGAGCCACGCCAGGAAGAUGGAGCGUCUCGAUCCAGAGCUUCCAGCCGUCGGCGAGGAAGACCUACGAAGAUCCAUGGGAGUCCAGAUAAGACUUUUAAGACUUUACGUGGGCGUAUAGUCCACAAGCCUUUAUAGAUUCAGGAACUAGUUAAAAAAAAAAAAAGAGAGAAAACAGUUCAUGCAUAGAUAUCUGUAAUUCCUUGAGUUUAAAAGUAACAUGAUUUGUGAUCGUAAUUAACAGAAAAGUAAUCAUUAGCGUUUAAAGAAACUAGGUUACUGUUUAAUCUAUUUUCUGAAUAUCCCUUAAGUUUGCCUACACUAUUGCUAACUUCUGUUAAAUGUUAAAAUGUAUUUCCUUGUCAUGUUUAGUUGAGUCACCUGUACUGAAGGGACUCAGUACUCUUGGAGGGGGAUAGUGUAGAAUAGUUCAGUUUGUCCCCCCUCCCUCCCCCUACGGGAUAUGCGUUGCAGUGUUCUGAUUGGCUACUGCGUUCUGGUGGCCAUACUAGUUAGUGAAUGUUCGCGUUGAAUUAGUCAGUCUUUAGUUUUUUGAUUGUGUGGCUCGUAGCUCAUCGCAUGGACAGAAGAAACAUUCCUGUUCUGUGCCCGAGCAAGAGCCGACAAGUUAACCACCUGAGACAAUCGUUUGCACUGUUGUAAUUGUUAUAUUUAAGACCUCAGUAAACGUUCGCC
This is a messenger RNA of Neoarius graeffei (lesser salmon catfish), 6269 nucleotides long. RefSeq lists its product as uncharacterized. Lineage: Eukaryota; Metazoa; Chordata; Actinopteri; Siluriformes; Ariidae. The transcript has a single exon. Gene Ontology annotation, biological process: proteolysis; DNA integration. Bases 822 to 5711 code for a protein of 1629 amino acids. The record is from RefSeq and is a predicted model, not a curated record. Gene Ontology annotation, molecular function: zinc ion binding; nucleic acid binding; aspartic-type endopeptidase activity.